Molecule: messenger RNA, 1337 nt
Organism: Temnothorax curvispinosus
Lineage: Eukaryota; Metazoa; Arthropoda; Insecta; Hymenoptera; Formicidae
Product: probable 18S rRNA (guanine-N(7))-methyltransferase
Exons: 6
Coding region: 1-696 (231 amino acids)
Biological process (GO): rRNA (guanine-N7)-methylation
Cellular component (GO): nucleolus
Molecular function (GO): rRNA (guanine) methyltransferase activity
Source: RefSeq, a predicted model, not a curated record
AUGGCUAAAAAGGCAUUAGAACGCCCGUACACCGGUCCGCACAAAGUAGUGCAACGCAUCUCGGAACGCGUACUUAAUAUCGAUAUCAACGGAAUCACAAAAAGCGUGUCCGUCGAUUUAUUAAAACCGGCAUAUUUUGUCCUUGACGACACCGCCGAACCCCUAUCAACCUCCGAGAACAUACUCAACCGGAAUGUAAAUCCGAACCCAGCGCUUAAGACCUACUCUCUUAAGAAGAGCUGGACUCGAGACGUAGCUGUUGAUGAAAGAGAAUUAGAUGGUGACGGUGACUUAAUUUUGGGAGAUAUAGGUCAAGGAUUGCCAUUUAAAACUGGUACGUUUGAUGGGGCUGUCAGUAUUUCUACGCUUCAGUGGUUGUGCUAUGCAAGCAAAACUUUGCACAAUCCUACAAAACGUUUAUAUUGUUUCUUCUCAACGUUGUAUGCAUGCCUGUCAAGAAGCGCAAGAGCAGUGUUACAAUUCUAUCCAGAGAACGGUGAACAGGUUGAAUUAAUCACGGCACAAGCCACAAAAGCUGGCUUUUAUGGCGGUGUGGUUGUCGAUUUUCCAAAUAGUGCAAAAGCAAAGAAAAUGGUCUUGGUUUUAAUGACCGGAGGAGUUGCUCCGCUUCUAAAGGCACUAGGCGUAGAGAACGAAGAUAGACAAACCGUCGUAAUUCAAGAAGGGAAUACAUAAAGAAAGCCAAGGGUAAAUCAUUGAAGACAAGUAGGGACUGGAUUUUAGAGAAGAAAGAAAGGCGGCGCCGGUAAGGAAAAGAAGUUAGAGAUGACUCUAAAUAUACUGGACGAAAGAGACCCGAGAGAUUCUAAUUGGCAGUAGAACAAAUAUUGGCGUGAUUGUAACAUCAUUAAUUUUUGCAGAAAAUUAUAUGUAGAUUUAACAGUCUGUUAAAUAUAAAUAUGACAAUGUAUUUAUGCAAAAAAUCUUUACAUUUUUAAACUCUACGUAUAAUGUAUUCCAAUUUUUAUCAUGUGCGGCGGAAUGAUUCCUUUAUGAAAUUAUCAUAGAUAAACCUUUACAAAAUAUGACAAAAAAUGUUAAUAGAAAAUUAGGCAGACUAAGCAGGCCCAUUGAGCUACACAUGAGUACACAUGAGCUCGGAACGUACUUACGACAUGUCACGGCGCAGGAUACGAAUAAGUACGACCGUGAAUGAAGGAAAUUAUAUAAUUUUAUUAAUAAUUGUAAUACAAUAAAUGAAAGUUGAAAUAUAUAUAAUGUCCGUUGAUUAUACAUUGUACCCAUGUUUCGCAUGGAUUUGCAAGAAGAAAUUUCCUGCUCCAACGCGUGUAAAAAAAAAGUACUUUUUGCUUUGA